Penicillium crustosum is the source of this 882-nucleotide messenger RNA. Its product is annotated as isoflavone reductase family protein. The record is from RefSeq and is a predicted model, not a curated record. NCBI's taxonomy places the organism in Eukaryota, Fungi, Ascomycota, Eurotiomycetes, Eurotiales, Aspergillaceae. The transcript is spliced from 4 exons. Bases 1 to 882 code for a protein of 293 amino acids.
AUGUCCAUAGAGCUAUUUAUACGUCCAUCUUCGGCAGACAAGCCCACAGCCAAAGAACUGGCCCAGAAAGGUCUCCCGAUCCGUGUUGGAGACCUUGACGGGCCAUUUGAGGACCUUGUCUCCUUGCUUUCAGGGUUCGAUUUAGUCAUCAGUGCCAUCGAUGCGGGAUCACAGUUGGCGCAAAUCACCCUCGCCACAGCCGCCAAAGAAGCACGCGUCGCAAGGUUCAUUCCUUGCGGCUUCACCACUGUCUGUCCUCCCGGAGAUGUGAUGUUGAUUCGUGACGAUAAAGAAAAGGUCUAUCAACACUUAAAGAACCUUUCUCUGCCAUUUACCGUCAUUGACGUCGGCUUCUGGUAUCAAAUUUCCUUUCCAACGAUACCAUCUGGCCGGGUUGACUAUGCCACUCCCAUCACACCAAACGUCACCAUUCACCACGACGGGGAGGCGCCGAACUUUCUUACAGACCUUCGUGAUAUUGGUCGAUUUGUUGCUCGCAUUGCCACUGACGAUCGAACAUUGAAUCAAUACGUGUACACGUACGGCGAUGUUCUCUCGGAAAACCAAAUCUUCAGUAUGAUGGAAGAACGUUCCGCUGAAAGGAUCGACAGAAAGCACAUGACUGCACAGGAAAUAGAAGCCACUGUAAGCAUGGCCAAAAAGGCGUACAAUGACAACCCCAAAAGUAUGGGCAGUCCUUUCAUGCUGUAUAUGUCACAAUACAACUACAGCAAGUAUGUCAGAGGCGAUAAUUCUCCCGAAAGUGCAAAGUCCCUGGGGUAUCUCAAUGCUCGAGAACUUUACCCGGAUUUCAAGCCUGUCACUUUCGGUGAUUUCUUGAGUGAAGUGUUGGAUGGAAAGGGCGUAAACCCCUAUGCAUAG